Molecule: messenger RNA, 5784 nt
Organism: Xenopus laevis (African clawed frog)
Lineage: Eukaryota; Metazoa; Chordata; Amphibia; Anura; Pipidae
Product: up-regulator of cell proliferation-like
Source: RefSeq, a predicted model, not a curated record
GGGAAUCCAUUUUCUUUAUGCUAUGAUCCGGGAUUCUAAUUUUUGACAAUUUUUGAAGGUUUUUUGCAACCAAUGUGGGUUCCGUGCACCAACCUAACUCAGAUAUGUGAAGAGACGCAGCUACAAGAGACACGGGGGAUGAGAAUUCUGAUGGGAAUGUGAGAAAGCUUCAGACUUUCAGGCCAAUCAACUGGGAAACAAUGGCUCGUGCAUCUCACACUAUAAAACGGCUGCAAAGAGAAUUCAUAGAAAUCUUUGCAGAGGAUGAGAAAGCUGCCCUCCAGGAAUUAGGCUCUCUGUUCCAAUAUGACCCAGAUGAGCACAGAAUUAAAACUAAAAGCCCAGGAGGAAGAGUGGAGAAGUUAAUCCAGUAUGUGCUGCAGAGAGAUGAGUCCGACUGUCAGAGGUUCCUCACUCACCUAGAGAACAUGCUGCCCAGCUUUCCUGCUCUGUCUGAUAUAGUGGCAGGUGAAAAAAAAAGAAAGUCACAGAAUGAAAUAAUAGAAUCCUUUAAGGAGUCGAAGCUCUCCCUGAGGGACAUCCUGGACAUUGGGCAGGAGAAUAUAAAUGAAGUUGCUCCCCAGACUGUACAAGAUCUUCCCUGGGCUCUCCUUAGGAAACUGAUGACUCUGGACAGGACUGCAAGAACAAUUCAACUUGAGGAUAUUUCUGAGAAUUUAGAGGAAAGCGCUGAAGCUGACACGGGUCACUACAAGUAUAUUUAUAUCAAAGAGGAUGAAUCUAAGUCAUUCAAUCCUUUAGACAUUCUGUGUGUUCUCUUGCAUUGCUCAGAUAUGUUGUUACAGCAGAACAUCUUCUCCAAAAUGUCCAUGUGUCAGUUUGCCGUCCCACUGCUGCUCCCUGCUGGUGAUGGGCCAGAAUAUACCUUCAUGCUCUGGGCUAUGAGAGACAUUGUCAAGAGAUGGAGACCCCACACUCUGGCAGAGAAUAAAGGAUUUAUAGAAGAAUACCUGGUAAAAUCAGAAAUGCCAUUUUUUUCCUUUGUGAGACUGGGGCACAGCAAAUUAUCCAAAUCUAAAAUUAUAAAUCAAGUGCUCAGCCCAACUCAGAAAAAACAUGACUUUUUUAUGAAUGAAAAUAUGGAGGGUGGAAAUAUUGACAGACAAAUUUCUGAUGGCCUAGUGGAAAUCUCCUGGUUUUUACCUGUUGGACGAGAGAAUUCUGACACUUUCCCAGAACCUGUUGCUGUUACUAAUUUACGAGGAACCAUAGAGUCCAACUGGACCCAAUUCAGCUUCCUAACCCAGGUCUCAUCAGCAGUGUUUGUAUUUGCUGAGAGUAUAAAUGAGAGAGAGUGUGAGCUAUUAGCCCAGUGUAGUAAAUCCAACACCAACUUCUAUUUUAUCAUUACUCCAAGUGGCAAAAGUGUCAGUAAAGAGCUGUCAGAACCCUUCAAAAAGUUACUCUCCGUGCUAAAUGUGGGCACAUCAAAUAUAUUAAUAAAUGAGAGACGAGCAAAUAAUGUAGGACUGGUGAAAAAGUUACGAGCAAUUAUGAAACAAUUUUUGAAAGAAUCAGAUAAGAGAGUAAAACUGGAAGAUUUAGCAAACACAGCCAGGGAAGUUGGCAUCAAGGUGGAUGAAAAUUCCCAGGAAUGUCAGAAAGCAAAAGAACAUGCCACAGAAAUACUUAAAGAAAUACAAGAUGUGGUACAAUAUAAGAAAGAGACACUGAAACUACAAGGGGAUCUGUGGAAGCAAGUGGCCCAGGUAGAGAAGGAAUUGUGCAGAAUGAAAAAUCAAAAGGAUAAAAAUACAGAAGAAUACAGAUCUGAGCUGAUAGACAAACGUAAAAAGUUACACAUGGAGCAGAGCCAACAAGAUCUACCUGACUCUAUGGCAAAAUUUAUUUCUGCCAUCACACAUUUCUCUGCAACUGAAAAGCAUUAUUUUCUGAAAUGGAUGAAAUUUGCAAUUGAUUCAAGGACUAGAAGCAAUUCCUUAACGUUAAAAGCCAAAUACAAAGAAAUAUGCAGCAAUAAAACAAGUAACCAGGAGGAACUGAUACAGCUAGAUCACCAGAUAGCCUAUAGUUCUUUGGGUGUAGAACAUUUUCUGCGAGAGAUGGGGCAGUUUUAUGAGGCAGAAUGUUCCAUGGUGAAGCAAGGAAAAAUUAAACGAGAUAUGAUACAGUUCAGUCAUGUCCCAGGAAUUGCUGCUGAUCUAUUGCUGGAUGGGUUCCCAUUGGAGCUAAUAGAUGGUGAUGCUUCUGGUAUCCCCCUACAAUGGGUAACUGAGGUUUUUACAGAGCUGAACACAAAGACAGGAGGAAAAUGCAGAAUGAGAGUAAUCACAGUGCUGGGAGUGCAGGGUACAGGGAAAUCCACUCUCCUGAACACCAUGUUUGGCUUGCAGUUGCCUACAGCCAGUGGUCGGUGCACACGAGGAGCCUUCAUGACACUGAUAAAAGUGAAAGAAAAUCUGAAGGAGAACUUGGGCUGUGAGUUUAUUCUGGUGAUUGACACUGAAGGUCUGAAGGCUCCAGAACUGGCUUCUCUUGAGGACAGUUAUGAACAUGACAAUGAGCUGGCAACUCUAGUGGUUGGGUUGAGCGAUAUCACUAUAAUCAAUAUGGCCAUGGAGAAUACUGCAGAAAUGAGAGACAUUUUGCAGAUUGUGGUCCAUACAUUUCUUCGAAUGAAUCAUAUAGGGAAGAAACCCAGCUGCCAGUUUGUGCAUCAGAAUGUGAGUGAUGUUUCAGCUUAUGAUUUAAACAUAAGGGAUGCAAAAAAGCUCCUGAAGCACCUGAAUGAUAUGACAAAAGCAGCUGCUAACAUGGAAAAGAUGAGCGGGAUCAAAAGUUUCAGUGACAUCUUGAACUAUGACCUUGAGAGAGACAAUUGGUACAUUCCUGGGCUUUGGUACGGUGUCCCACCCAUGGCUUCCAUAAGUUCAGGCUAUAGUGAAAAUGUGUAUGAACUGAAAAAAUGUUUCUUUCAAAUUAUGGAAGUAAAUAAAAGUUUUCAACAACCCCAGAAUAUAGUUGAAUGCAUUGAAUGGAUAAGAAGCUUGUGGAACUCUGUGAAACAUGAAAAUUUUAUUUUCAGUUUCAGAAACAGCCUGGUAGCCGAAGCUUACAAUCAAUUAGCGAUGAAAAACUCUCAGUUGGAAUGGAACUUCCGCAAACAGGUUCAUACCUGGCUAAUUAGCACUGGGAAUAGUAUCAAGAAUCAGUCAGCAGAUGAACUGCAGUCAGAAAUGUGCAUACGUUUUAAAACGGAUCUGACUUCAGUACUUAGCAAAGAAAAGGAAAAUAUGCUAGACUCGUUAGAAAAAUAUUUUGAAAGUAAAACUGAUAAUGUUCACCUGGUUCAAAGGUACAGAGAAGAAUUCUCCAAAGGGUUGACUUCUCUCCAGAAGGAACUAAAACAUUCUGUGACAACAAAGAUUGAAGAAAUGAUCACAAUCCAAAAAGGGAAAUAUCAGAUAAAGAAAAUAGAAGACGGUUAUCAAAAAAUAAUUGAGAAGAAAGUCACUCAUCUCCUAAAACAGGUCAGAGAAAGGAAAAUGAAGGUUGGGGAUGAUGAAAUAGAAAAGCAAUUUGGGAGUAUGUGGGGAAAUACAAUAGCUGGGUUACCAAAGAAUCCUGUACAGAAACGCAAUAUCAGUCAAGAAAUGUUGCUCCUGCUCAAACGGGACUUGGCCAACAAAGGGAGCUCUAUAAAUGAGAAAUUGCUCAGUAUAAAGGAUUUAGAUGAGUUCGGAAAAGGUGAAUUCCAGAUUAAAGGGCAGCAUGUUGAUUUAAAAUGGUAUUCACCCAAAGGUUUAAAAGAAUUCUUGACCAAUGAAUGCCAUAACAAAAUAGCCAGUCUUGCUUCCUCUUUACUUGAUAUAUCAGAUGAUAUAAUAGAGGAGAAAAACAGAACAGAAGACUAUGAUGGGACUUAUUGCCAAGAAUUGCUCAAUAUAAUCAAUGAAAGGCUCAGGAAGGAAGAUGUUAAGAACCUGAACAUUUCCCACGAGUUUGAUUUGGAUAUAAAACUCCAUAUCUUGGGAAUUGUGGCUCGGGUUUUCCAGAAGAGGCACAAUGAAUUUAUUCAGGAAAAUGACCCUGUGCUGUGUCUGGAAAAACUGAAACCUCAUUAUUUAACAACAUUUAAAAAUAUAUUCCAGGAAAAAGAUGAAAUACAAAGUAGAGCCAAACAGUUCUGCGAGCUCUGCCUGAAGCCGGCAAUAACCCACCAGAUUAAUGAGCAUCUGGGGAAGGAUAUUGUAGAUGAUAUUCUAUAUAAUAAAAAUCCCAAAGAAUUAAGCAGCCGUGCAUAUUUUCAGUCACAUGUUCUUAAGAAACUUCUAGGAGAACAGGACUUUCCUCAGUAUGUCACCUACAUUAAUUCCUAUGAGUUGUUUGUUAAAGAAUGGCUAAAGCAAUACAUAUUAAACACCAGUGAAAAAUGUCUUGAAAAGUUGCAAACCAAAAUUCUCUCUGAAAUCUGCAAUAAAAUCAGGGCCGUCCUUGAAGAUUUACAAGAAGUUUCUUCUGUCAAUGAGUUUUUUAAAAGAUUUUGUGAGAUGUUAGAAAAGGAAAUAGUCAUUGCCCAGAUGGAGCUGCAGUUGGUCAGGUUUCAGAACAAAGCCGAUACCAUGCAGCUCUCAAAGGAUAUUGAGUUUUUUCUUACAGAAACAGAGAAACAGAUCCGAUCAGAGAUGGAAUCUUCCAGCACAGAAUCAGUUCUUGACAAACUCCCACUGAAACCAGAGAAUGAGCUGUUUAAGAGAGUGUUUGGCUGUGGGAAGCAGUGUCCCUUCUGCAAGGUCCCCUGUGAGGCUGGAGGUAUUGACCAUAAGGAGCACUUUGCAUCUGUCCAUCGCCCUCAAGGUUUAUACCGACAUGAGAAGAGGGACAAACUGGCUUUUGAAUUAUGUUCAACUCUUGUUCUCAGUGAUGCCCACUUCAGAAAUUCAGAUUCAGGAUGGAAAUCCCACCCAUACAAAGAAUACCGCACAUUCUACCCAGACUGGAAUAUUCAGCCUGACCCCAGCAUCACAGCCUCAGACUACUGGAAAUAUAUUUUUGCAAAGUUCAAUGAGGAAUUUGCAGAAGAAUAUCAGGCAAAAUCAGCCAAUCUCCCUAAAAGCUGGUGCCUUAUUUCAAAGGAACAGGCAUUUCAAAGCAUCAAAGAAAUAUAUCAUAUGGAAGAACUGUAAAAAAAAAUUGUUUUAGCACCAUUCAUUGUUAUAUUACUAAUACUAAGGGAACUAUUUAACAUUCAAAAAUCAUUUCAAAAUCAAAUGUGUGCUUUUUUAUAUUUGUCUAAACCUAUAAAAUUUUUAAAUUUAUUAAGUAUAAAUACCAUGAAAAACUCAAAUACAAAACUUUGCCAAGUAAAAGUUAUCGAGGUGCUAUAGAAGUCAUUGGGAGCUGCCGUUAUCCUAUUGGACUAUUUUUUUUAUCAAUUCUGACUUUUAGAGGUUUUUGGAUUUCUUUUUUUUUUUUAGUAAUUGCCUGAAAAGUAAUACAAAUUCUAUCAGACCCUUAGUAUUAUCAUUAUGCACUGUUAAAAAAAUGCUUUGCUAUGGUAGGUGUUUUAUCUCGUUUUGCUUCGAUCCUAUUCCACUCAGGAAUUUUUGUUUUUAUGCUGUAUAUAUGUUCCAAUAACCAUUUUCUAGCUUCCAUUUUGCUCAUGUCUAUAUACAUUUUCUAAUAUGGACAUUCGAGGCAAUAGAUGACAGCCCUCAAGUGACAUGUAAAGAAACCUUUUAUCUCGUACUGUGUAUAAGAAUAUUUAAGAGUUCAUUUGAUAUUAAAUGGGUUCAUAUUCAA